Messenger RNA from Stylonychia lemnae, 1002 nucleotides. The record is from the annotation of a GenBank genome assembly. Lineage: Eukaryota; Ciliophora; Spirotrichea; Sporadotrichida; Oxytrichidae.
AUGGCGGAAAUUGAUUAGAAACUAAAAGAAAAUUUGGCGGUGCCUACAAAAGACUAAAAGUAAUUUUAGCAGUAGAAUUUGCCACCACCACCCUCUGCAUAUCCAUAGAAUCAUCCAAUUAAUAUGAGCAUGUUCCCUGGUUAUUUUGGUUAUCCUUAGCCUAUGGGAGUACCGAAUAUACCUUCAUAAUCUCCCUACUCUAUCUCAACAAUUAAUACAUUCUAAGUUUAAUCUAUAUUGGAAGACAACAAAAAUAUGAUAUUGAAAUGUCUGGAAGAUAUGAACUCAGAAAAAAAUGAUGAUUGCGUUAAGCUAGUAGAGAGAUUACAUUAGAAUUUAGUAUUCUUGGCAAGUGCUGCUGAUUUACAAUCAAAUUCAAGAUUCAGUGCUGAGGACAUUUUAGGCAAUCAAAAGCCUCAUAUAUAAAUGAAAGAGAGGCCAAAGCAAGUUAAAAUACCAUGGACUGAAGAGGAACAAUAACUUUUCAUAGAAGGUCUUAAUACUUAUGGUCCUAAGAUGUAAGUUAGAUCACAUUUGCAAAAGCAUUUAAUCAAAGAAAGUAAGAGGAAAUAAUACCCUCAGUUAUACUCAAAUAAUAAAUACCAUGGACUAGGGAAUCAUAUAUCUAGUGGAAACAUUAAUAUUUAAACAGAAAGUUCAAAUUCUUAAAAUUCAAAUGAUAUACCUCAAGUUAAGAUUGAGAACACUGGGAAUUUGGAGAUGUCUGGUACAAACAAUAAAAAGAACUUGAAAUCAGAAGAUUAAAAAGAAUUCGAUGAACCAAAGGAUAAAAUAAAUGCUAAGAAGAUAGAAAAUAGCGUAAAUGAUGAAUAAGUUAAGCGAUCAUCUCACAAUCCCUCUCCAAAGAAGAGUAAAUUUUCCAAAAGGAUUAAGAAAAGCUUCAAAAAAUCUCAAUCUAACAACUAGAGUAAAUCUAAGUCACCAAAUCAAUUCUCUUCCAAAAAAUCAAAGGACAAAUCAGAUUUGAAGAGCAAUAAUUGA